AUGGACGAGCAUGGAUUUGAAGCAAGAUUAAGACAUCUGGAGCAUGUUCUCCUAGGACAGAACAUCACACAACCGAAAGGAAGUAACGAACCACUGGUCAAAAGAGUAAUAGCGUUACAAAAAGAACUAGAUGCCGUAUACAAGAACAACAAGCCUAUACGAGACUUUGUUACAAAGUACGAUACUCAUGCCAAGCUUCUCAAUCCCAACACGUCGACAUAUACCAUGGAAAGAGAGAUUCUUGCACCCGACGUGAAAUUGGAGCUCUUACUCACAGCAAAUGAUGAUCUCGAGAAGUUUGCUCAGGAGGUCAAGCAAGUCAAGGAUUUAGAAUACGUUGUGAGUGGAUCCGAGUUUGAAGUAAUAGAGACAUUGGGCCCUGAAUUGGCAUCGUUGGAGGUGACACACACAGAUCAGAUCUCUGAACUGAACCAAAUUACAAAGCAAGUGUCUGAUUUUAUGGAACGAUACAAUCAUACUGUCAACACGUUGUCCGAGAUUUUUAUUCAAUGGGACCAUAUUCUUACGAACAUGGAGUCGCAUGUGGGCGCACUCGAACGCCAGAAGACUGCUGCUUAA
Messenger RNA from Mucor velutinosus, 579 nucleotides. RefSeq names its product Mediator of RNA polymerase II transcription subunit 6 (gene MED6). Bases 1 to 579 code for a protein of 192 amino acids. Gene Ontology annotation, biological process: cytoskeleton-dependent cytokinesis. Gene Ontology annotation, cellular component: dynactin complex. The transcript has 4 exons. The record is from RefSeq and is a predicted model, not a curated record. Lineage: Eukaryota; Fungi; Mucoromycota; Mucoromycetes; Mucorales; Mucoraceae.